CAAUAGGCGCGGGCGUUGCUGGCAGGCGGCGCGGCCCGGCCCGGGGAUGUUCCCGCUGCAGGCGCUGCGCUGGAAGGCGCGUUUUGCCGUCCUGUACGCCGUGGGCAGCUGGAGCCUGCUGGGCUGCGUCCUCUACUACAAGUGGAGCCACCGCGGGGAGCGGCUGCCGCCCGAUGAAGAAAGAACACUUCCAAGGGAAAUACCAGCAGAUGCCUUUUUCACAUCAACAAUAACGUAUAAACAGAAUGCUGCACAUCCUAUAAGUGACCUGUAUGAUACCGUGAAAUCAUUCUUUGCAACCAGUGAUGGCCCUGGUCCAGAAGAGUAACUGAUCCUGAAAAUUAGGAAUUUGAUACGUAUGCAAGAGAAAUGGCUUGCAUCAAGAUAGCUUGCUUGGACAUGAAAAGUCUUUUGAUGAAGAGCAGGUUUUAUUUAUUUCAAUUAAAAAAAAAAUACACCACAAACACACACACACUUUCUCCUGCCCACAAAAAACAACAAACUCCAGAAUGAUUUGCAAAGCCUAGUAAACCUUUUCAACUCUGUUAAAGACAGAGUUUUUUCCCAAAAACUUUUACAGGGCUGAAAUAGUAAACAAGUUACAAAUUAUUAAACUUCCUGUAAUUAAA
This is a messenger RNA of Gopherus flavomarginatus (Mexican gopher tortoise), 629 nucleotides long. It is a transcript of the gene SMIM26, whose product is annotated as small integral membrane protein 26. The transcript is spliced from 2 exons. NCBI's taxonomy places the organism in Eukaryota, Metazoa, Chordata, Testudines, Testudinidae. Gene Ontology annotation, cellular component: mitochondrion. The record is from RefSeq and is a predicted model, not a curated record. The coding region runs from base 47 to 328 and encodes 93 amino acids.